This is a messenger RNA of Paramacrobiotus metropolitanus, 1397 nucleotides long. RefSeq lists its product as uncharacterized. The transcript has 2 exons. The coding region runs from base 460 to 1203 and encodes 247 amino acids. Lineage: Eukaryota; Metazoa; Tardigrada; Eutardigrada; Parachela; Macrobiotidae. The record is from RefSeq and is a predicted model, not a curated record.
UUUUCAAGAUAUUUUUCUCUGUGGCAUAUACUGUGGAGCAACGAUUUUGGUGCUGCUUGUCAACCAGCGCAGGUGAAGACUAACAUGCGUCACCGAAAUUCCAGACAGUUAAUGCACUAACGCAAAUUAUCAUUAUAAAAAAUACGCGGCAAUAUGGAAUUCGUACCGGUAAGCGUGUUCUUUUGCUAUCUGCAUGCGUAAGCAACCGCGUCCAUGCACAUCCAUAUCUCAAGUGGAAUUGUUUAUUCUGUCUUUCUCAUAAGUAGAGCAAUUUCUUUACACAAAAAUAUCAAUCACUCAAAGAAACUAUACAUUUAUGCUCCGAUAACGUGGACGUAAGGAGACUGGCAACCUUUGACGGCUGACGAUAAUCAUCCACCGAUAAGCGCUACACGAACAAUGCCCGGGUUUGUCUGCUGUUGUUGAGGCAUUGUACUGCCUGACUAUGUGGUUAUCGUUAUGGCAGGACAUUGUUUAGGAACCCAUUUAAUCAGCAACAUAGCAGCUGUCGCCUUAGCACUGACACCGACACCGCGAUUUUGCCUUAUCAUUGUAUGCUUUUUUGCUGCUUGUAUAUUUGCGUCCGGAUUUUCUUGUGUGUGCUUAGUAUCUGCACUGUCGCUGUCCAGAAUGACCAAUGGUGGAGCCUUAUCCGGCACGGCCGGCGCACAGAUCUUUUUGGGAUUCAUUCUGAUUGUCAUUGAUAUUAGCAGUAUGGGAAUGUACAAGGGCUUCUCCGUGACCACCUACACGGGCUUCGUCUUCGGGAUCUUCUACAUCGUUACCGGGUCGCUGGGCGUGGCGGCCGGCAGCGCCGUCAGCCGCGCCAAGAGCUCCACCCGCUGCCUGACCAUCACCUCCAUGGUGAUGAGCGUCCUGUCCAUCCUCAACUCCUUCGGCCUGGCGAUCUAUGUGGGCACGUGGGUGGCCUUCUACGCCGUCCUGGACCGCUUCUCGGUCUUCGGUGUCCGCUACGGGGCGGCAGCGGCGGCCGCUCUGUGCGGCGUGGCCCUGGCCAUGUACAUCAUCAUGUUCCUCAUGAGCAUCGUCGUCUGCGUCAUGGCCAGCCGGGCCAUGUCCUCCAGCCGCUCCACGGUCACGCACGUCACGCAUGUCGUCCAGCAACCGGGGGUGGUGUACAACGCGCAACAGCAGACGCAGACCUAUGCCUACCCCGCCGGACAACCGGUGCCCAAGGUUUAGCGCUUGCACCGGGUUCUGCUGUGUCUCCUUAAGGUGUACGACUGCAGCCAAGGUAGUGGUGGCGGGAACCUCAAAUAGAUUUUAUUUUUUGGCGGCAAUUUUAUCGUUCUGCAUAAAAGUGCUUCGAUAGAAAAUGUUGGGAAUUCGUUGUUUUGUUUGAUAAGCGACAUUGUGAUAUUAUAUAAUUAUUCUAG